This is a messenger RNA of Procambarus clarkii (red swamp crayfish), 3468 nucleotides long. Its product is annotated as hornerin-like. The record is from RefSeq and is a predicted model, not a curated record. Lineage: Eukaryota; Metazoa; Arthropoda; Malacostraca; Decapoda; Cambaridae.
AACAACAAUCUACUUUCUCUGGGGGUUGUCUUCUUGGCUUCGAGUGUCCAUGGAGGCGGCGCUGGAGGUAGAUACCACGGCCUCAUCCCCGGCAGGGUACCACCAGCAGGAGGAAGCGGAGAACAUAGCAGCUUUAUAAACCUUCGACCCGAAGUCACAGGACGCAGCAACUCUGGACAUGGGAUACUUGCAAAUGGAAAUCCUCAAAGAUCCUCGACCACUGGAGAAUGCUGUGUGGAUUCGCCAGCGGUUGAUGUGUAUGGUGGGAAUAGAUACGUAGAAUCCCACAGAUAUGAAGAUUUUCCUGGUGGAGGACACACAGGCUUUCAAGGUGGACAUAGUGAUGCUGUUCUCUCAGGUGUCCACAGUGCUUCCUUAGGUACUGGUGGACAUACUAGACCAAUUGAAGAACACAGUAGCCUCAUUAAAGGUCACAGUAGCUCAUUCGGUGAACAAAGUGUCCUAAUUGGACGACACCGUGGAUCAUUUGGAGAACACAGUGGCCCUAUUAAAGAGCCCAGCGGUACAUUUGGAGGGCAUGGUGGCCCAAAUGUAGGACAUGGUGGCCCAAUAGGAAGACAAAGUGGCCCAACUGGUGGACACCCUGGCUCAACUGGAAAGCAAAAUGGCUUCCUCGGUGGCCAUAGUGGCUCCUCUUCUGGUAGGAAUGAUGGCUCCCAUUUUGGUGGUCAUGGUGCCUCCCUUCAGGAUGGAAAUUCUGGCUCCCUUGGAGAUAGACAUGGUCGUUUCCGUGGUGAUAGAGAACACGACCACUCCUUUGGUCGUGGCUCCCACGACCCGUCGUCCGGUUCUGGAAGAUACGAGCCCUCUGGUGGUGGCGGGCAUGAUAACACCUUUGGUGGUGGCAGACAUGAUAACACCUUUGGUGGUGGCAGACAUGAUAACACCUUUGGUGGUGGCAGGCAUGAUAAUACAUUUGGUGAUAGCGGGCAUGAUAACAGCUUUCGUGGUGACAGGCAUGAUAGCACAUUUGGAGGUGGCGGGCAUGAUAACACAUUUGGAGGUGGCAGGCAUGAUAGCACAUUUGGUGGUGGCAGGCAUGAUAACACAUUUGGAGGUGGCGGUCAUGAUAUAUCACAUGAUGGACCUGCCGGGUUUCUUGGAGAUGUUACACACAAAACCAUCCCAGACGGUGGUCAGAAACUCUCCAGUGAUGGUGUCUACAAAACGUCCUUUGCUGGUAAACACAAACCUUCCUUUGGUAAUGAGCCCAAAAGCUCAAUUCGUGGUGGGGUCAAGUCAUCCCUUGGGAGCGAGGUCAAAAGCUUCCUUAAUGAUCGACAGAAAAGUUCCCUUACUAGUGACAUUAUUCAGCCCGAGGGCAGUAGACAGAGUCGUUUCCUAAACGUUAAACAGUCCGACUCUGCUAAUGGUAGACCCAAAGGCUCUCAAGAAGAAGUGAGGGAUUCGCUUCACGGAGGACGUAGUAGGUCCUACGAUGGUAAAUACAGUAGCCGCAAUGGUGAUGGUUUUAGUCGCUUUUCCAGUGGGCGGCGAGGAGGGGCAACAGCAUCUGUGUACUUUAACUUUGGUCCAUUCCGGGGUAGACAUGGCACAGAGGGUUCAAAAUCUGGUCAUGGAGUGACUAGCUCUUCUAGAAGCAGUGGUACAUUGUCUGGUCAUGGAGUGACUAGCUCUUCCAGAAGCAGUGGUUCUUUCUCUGGUCAUGGAACGACUAGCUCUUCCAAAAGCGGUGGUUCAUUGUCAGGUCAUGGAGUGACUAGUUCUUCCAGAAGCGGUGGUUCAUUGUCUGGUCAUGGAGUAACUAGCUCUUCCAAAAGCGAUGGUUCAUUGUCUGGUCAUGGAGUAACUAGCUCUUCCAAAAGCGGUGGUUCAUUGUCUGGUCAUGGAGUAACUAGCUCAUACAGAAGCAGUGGUUCUUUCUCUGGUCAUGGAGUGACUAGCUCUCCAAGAAGUGAUAGUUCAUUCUCUGGUCAUGGAGUAACUAGCUCUUCCAGAAGCAGUGGUUCUGUUUCUGGUCAUGGAGUAACUAGCUCUUCCAGAAGCAGUGGUUCUGUCUCUGGUCAUGGAGUAACUAGCUCUUCCAGAAGCGGUGGUUCAUUGUCUGGUCAUGGAGUGACUAGCUCUUCCAAAAGCGGUGGUUCAUUGUCUGGUCAUGGAGCGACUAGUUCUUCCAGAAGCAGUGAUUCUUUCUCUGGUUAUGGAGCGACUAGUUCUUCCAGAAGCAGUGAUUCUUUCUCUGGUCAUGGAGUAACUAGCUCUUCCAGAAGCGGUGGUUCAUUGUCUGGUCAUGGAGUGAAUAGCUCUUCCAGAAGCGGUGGUUCUUUCUCUGGUCAUGGAGUGACUAGCUCUUCCAGAAGCAGUGGUUCAUUGUCUGGUCAUGGAGUGACUAGCUCUUCCAGAAGCGGUGGUUCUUUCUCUGGUCAUGGAGUAACUAGCUCUUCCAGAAGCAGUGGUUCUUUCUCUGGUCAUGGAGUGACUAGCUCUUCCAGAAGCAGUGGUUCAUUGUCUGGUCAUGGAGUGACUAGCUCUUCCAGAAGCAGUGGUUCAUUGUCUGGUCAUGGAGUGACUAGCUCUUCCAGAAGCGGUGGUUCUUUCUCUGGUCAUGGAGUAACUAGCUCUUCCAGAAGCAGUGGUUCUUUCUCUGGUCAUGGAGUGACUAGCUCUUCCAGAAGCAGUGGUUCAUUGUCUGGUCAUGGAGUAACUAGCUCUUCCAGAAGCAGUGGUUCAUUGUCUGGUCAUGGAGUGACUAGCUCUUCCAGAAACGUCGUCGCAGCUGGUGGCAGUAUUCGUGGCCUAAGACUCAGAGGAAAGGUUUCAGGAGCUAUUGCAGGCACUAUCAACACGGUAACUGCUGAAGGUAGCCACACUGAUCCAGCUUCAGAAGGCUAUCUUGCAGGAAGACACGGUGGUCCGGGAGGAAUCACCAACGGACAUACAAGAACGCCGACAGGCUAUAGUACUGAUGCAGCAUCGGGAAGGGAAGUCGGUGGUCUUGGAGGAGGGCCUGAAGAAGCUAUCGUCGGUGGACACGGAGGUUCUUCAAAUGUCAACAGUGUCGAAAACGUUUCCGCUGAUGGUCAAGAUGUUCUUGGUGUUGGACGCGCGCAGCAAAGCAGGAACGGGCAUGAAAAGUUUUCAGAUAGCAAUGGUGUAGGUGAAGACCUCAGAGAACGACAAAUAGGGGCUAUCAUUGACGGCCUCGGAAGCUUUCCAGAUCGCUAUAUUGCACUUGGAAUUCUUGGUGGAGGACAAGGGAGCUCUGCCAUCAGUGUUAUUGAUGCCUCAGCUGGCUACAAUACGGAUGAACAUCUUGCCGGAGGAUUGGCAAGCAUUUCUGUGAAUGACGUCCAAGGAGGAUUUUCAGGAGGAGACGCAGGUGGUGGACAUGAUGAGUCAAGCACCAGUGGCGAUGGUGUACGUGGAAGACUCGGGAGUGUAUUAGUAACUAAUCAUGGAAGUCCUGAUGGAAGUUUCGACUUUUAA